This is a messenger RNA of Ylistrum balloti, 471 nucleotides long. RefSeq lists its product as uncharacterized. The coding region runs from base 1 to 471 and encodes 156 amino acids. NCBI's taxonomy places the organism in Eukaryota, Metazoa, Mollusca, Bivalvia, Pectinida, Pectinidae. The transcript has a single exon. The record is from RefSeq and is a predicted model, not a curated record.
AUGGAUAUAAUGAAUAAGAGGAGAAAAAGAAGGUACAUUGAAGAGGGUACGGGAUUUACCCUGAAGAAGAGGAGAAAAAGAAGGUACAUUGAAGAGGGUACGGGAUUAACCCUGAAGAAGAAGAGAAAAAGAAGGUACAUUGAAGAGGGUACGGGAUUUACCCUGAAGAAGAAGAGAAAACGAAGGUACAUUAAAGAGGGUACGGGAUUUACCCUGAAGAAGAGGAGAAAAAGAAGGUACAUUGAAGAGGGUACGGGAUUUACCCUGAAGAAGAGAAAAAGAAGGUACAUUGAAGAGGGUUCGGGAUUUACCCUGAAGAAGAGGAGAAAAAGAAGGUACAUUGAAGAGGGUACGGGAUUUACCCUGAAGAAGAAGAAGAGAAAAAGAAAAUACAUUGAAGAGGGUACGGGAUUUACCCUGAAGAAGAAGAGAAAAGAAGAUGCAUUGAAGAGGGUACGGGAUUUACCCUGA